This is a messenger RNA of Aspergillus mulundensis, 1263 nucleotides long. It is a transcript of the gene sun1, whose product is annotated as SUN family protein UTH1. The coding region runs from base 1 to 1263 and encodes 420 amino acids. The transcript is spliced from 3 exons. Gene Ontology annotation, biological process: fungal-type cell wall organization. Lineage: Eukaryota; Fungi; Ascomycota; Eurotiomycetes; Eurotiales; Aspergillaceae. The record is from RefSeq and is a predicted model, not a curated record. Gene Ontology annotation, cellular component: cell surface; fungal-type cell wall.
AUGAAGUACUCUUUCGCCCUUACUCUGGCCACCGCCGGGUCCAUCGCGGCUGCUGCCCAGCACCAGCACGGCCACCGUCACCACCACAAGCGCGAGGUUGUCACUGUCGAUGGUCCCACUGUCGUCGAAUACAUGCUCGACAACGAGCUCAUCAGCGCCGACAAAGUGUGCCAGGGUAUCACCGACGGCACCUUGGCCUGGGCUAACGGCCAGCCUGCCUCCGACCCCUGCCAGACUUCGACCUCGACCACGGCCUCUUCCACCACGACUGAGGCGUACACCCCUACCAUCGCCCCGGCGAAAUUCAUCGAGACCGAGGCCUCUUCCUCCAGCUCUACUUCCACUUCGACCUCCACCUCCACUAGCGUGAGCGUUGCGUCAAGCACUACCUCCCAGGCGGCUGCCACCUCGUCCGCCGCCAGCUCUUCAACUGCGACUGGAUUGGAUGCAUCGUUCCCCGACGGUGAACUCGACUGCAGCACUUUCCCUUCCGACUACGGUGCUGUUUCUCUCGAUUACCUCGGUCUCGACGGUUGGUCUGGUAUCCAAUACGUGACCCUGGUCGACGAGGUUAUUAGCAGCAUCGUUACUGCCGUUACUGGUGACAGCUGCACCAGCGGUGCCAUGUGCUCGUACGCCUGCCCUCCCGGGUACCAGAAGUCUCAGUGGCCCACUACUCAGGGCUCCACAGGCCAGUCUGUCGGUGGUCUUCAGUGCAAGGGUGGCAAGCUCUACUUGACCAACUCGGACCUCUCCGACAAGCUUUGCAUUCCUGGUGUUGGUGGUGUCCAGGCCAAGAACACCCUGAGCGACCACGUUGCCGUUUGCCGUACUGACUACCCUGGUACCGAAUCUGAAACCAUCCCCAUCAGCCUUAACAGCGGCGAGACCAAGGAUGUGACUUGCCCCAACGGUGAAACCUACUACAAGUGGGAGGGCAAGGUUACCUCUGCUCAGUACUACGUCAACCCUGCCGGUACCACGACCGAGGAGGGAUGCCAGUGGGGUGAUGGCAGCAAGGCCAUCGGUAACUGGGCGCCCAUCAACCUCGGUGUUGGUGAGAACAACGGCAAAUGGCUUUCUAUCUUCCAGAACUCUCCUACCACCACCGAGAAGCUCGACUUCAACAUCAAGAUCCAAGGUGACAACCUUAGCGGUUCCUGCAAGUACGAAGACGGUUCUUUCGUCUCUGACACUGGUUCCAACGACUCUGGCUGCACGGUCGAAGUCAUGUCCGGUGACGCUACUUUCGUCUUCUACUAA